AAUAAAAUUAAUACUCGACUUCAUUUCGCUUAUAGUCUGCUUUUAAAGAAAGCUUGUUGUAGUGAAAUUGAUCAUACAUAUUGCAAUUAGAUAAAAAAAUGAAAAUAGAGAAAGUUUUUGUAGCGGAUGCAGUAGAUAAGUCAUGUGUUGACCUUUUAAAAGAAAAUGGAAUUGAUGUUGUUUGCAAGUACAAACUCAGCAAAGAACAGCUUAUACAAGAAAUACCGAAUUACGAUGGAUUAAUUGUAAGAUCAGAUACAAAAGUAUCUCGGGAUGUAAUAGAAGCAGGACAGAAACUUAAGGUCAUAGGAAGAGCAGGAGCGGGGGUAGAUAACAUAGACGUUACCGCAUCUACCGAAAAGAAUAUUCUUGUACUAAAUACUCCAGGUGGUAAUGCUAUUAGUGCAUGUGAAUUAACAUGUACUUUAAUAGCAAACUUGUCCAGAAACGUAGUCCCUGCUACUGCAUCGUUAAAAGCAGGCCGUUGGGAUCGGAAACUUUACUCAGGUCAUGAACUAUACGGGAAAACUUUAGCUAUAGUUGGAUUGGGUCGUAUUGGUCGAGAAGUUGCGACUAGGAUGCAAGCUUUUGGAAUGAAGACUAUUGGAUACGAUCCUUUGGUUAAUUCAGAAGAUGCGGCAAAAUUUGGAGUAGAAUUCCUAGAAUUAGAUCAAUUGUGGCCACGCGCUGACUAUAUCACCGUUCACGUGCCUCUCAUUCCUCAAACAAGAAAUUUAAUAAACGACAAAGUAUUUUCCGUUAGUAAAAAAGGUGUAAGAGUCGUCAAUGUAGCUCGAGGUGGUAUUAUUGAUGAAAACGCGUUAUUAAAGGCAUUGGAAGACGGAAGAUGCGGUGGUGCAGCUUUAGAUGUGUACGAACAAGAACCGCCCACUGACUCCGUUACAUUAAAACUUAUCCAGCAUCCGAAAGUUGUUGCGACUCCUCAUCUUGGAGCAAGCACAGCAGAGGCACAGGUUCGUGUUGCUGUUGAAAUUGCAGAACAAUUUGUUGCACUUACAGGGAAAAACCCAAUAUACUCGAAUAUAUCUGGCGUGGUUAAUAACGCUGUUUUAAAAAACGUUAAAAUUAACUAAUAAAACAUUUUAUCUUUA
This is a messenger RNA of Agrilus planipennis (emerald ash borer), 1112 nucleotides long. RefSeq names its product D-3-phosphoglycerate dehydrogenase. Gene Ontology annotation, molecular function: phosphoglycerate dehydrogenase activity; NAD binding. Bases 99 to 1094 code for a protein of 331 amino acids. The record is from RefSeq and is a predicted model, not a curated record. NCBI's taxonomy places the organism in Eukaryota, Metazoa, Arthropoda, Insecta, Coleoptera, Buprestidae. The transcript has 5 exons.